AUGGGGCUGCAGUUUCUUCUCCCUACAGCACUGUUUCUUCGUUCCGGGUGGAUUUAUCCAUGUUCAGAUGAGGUAGCAGCAGUAGCAAGAGAGACAACACAGAGCUUACCGCACUAUGCUUCUAUGAACGAUGCCCAUACGCCUGACAGAACUUCGUCUAGAGCGAGCGAUGAGGAAGAGAACGGCCUUACUAGGAAAAAAUCAGACUCUCCAAGGAGCAAUCUACCUUCAUGGAAGAAAGCUUCAAAGAGCACAAUAUUCAAAGAGCACAAUACUUUCAACACUUUAAAGACGGGAGAAAAGGAAAAUAUCAUUGAAGCCACAGAGAACUUUGAUGACAAGCAUUGCAUUGGGAAAGGAAGCUAUGGAGUUUACAAAGCAACUUUAUCAACAGGUCAAGUGGUAGCUGUGAAGAAGCUUCAUCCAUUACAAGAAGAUCUUCAUCCAUUACAAGAAGAUGCUGAUGUGGUCAACCUAAAGCAUUUUACAAAUGAUAUUCAUGCAUUAACUGAAAUACGGCAUCGCAACAUUGUAAAAGUCUAUGGUUUUUGUUCACAUUCACUACACUCAUAUUUGAUUUAUGAAUAUUUUGAAAGGGGAAGUUUGGCGAAGAUCCUAGGAGAUGUGGAGAGGGCAAUAGAAUUGGAUUGGAUCAAGAGAAUAAGUGUAAUUAAAGGUGUGGCUGAUGCACUAUCUUACAUGCACCAUGAUUGUUCACUGCCAAUUAUUCAUAGAGAUGUAUCAAGUAGCAAUAUUCUGUUGGAUUUUGAGUAUGAGGCUAGUGUGUCGGAUUUUGGCAUUGCAAGGAUUUUAAUGCCCGAUUCAAGUAAUUGGACUUCUCUUGCAGGCACUUAUUGCUAUAUUGCUCCAGAGUUGGCUUAUACAAUGAGGGUGACAAAAAAGUGUGAUGUGUAUAGCUUCGGUGUGAUAACAAUAGAAACAUUAAUGGGAAGGCACCCCAGUGAGCUCCUUUCAUCUUUAUCACUAUCAUUAUUGUCAUUGUUGGUAUCAUCAUCAAAUGUGCAGACGAUGAUGUUGAAAGAUGUUUUGGAUCAACGGCUCCCUCCUCCCACGGCUGAAAUUUAUGGAGCGAUGGUUUCUAUGGUAAAAAUCGCAUUUACAUGCUUGAAUGUUGAUCCCCAAUCUCGGCCAACUAUGAAACAUGUGUCUCAGGAGCCAUCAUCUCACAAGCCAUUUUCUCUCAAGUCAUUUCACACAAUCACAUUAGGAGAAUUCUUGCAUGGAGGAAGACUUGUGUUCUCUAGUCAGUUCCCUGUUGAUGGCCAUGCCAAAGGUGGGGAUUUGUCUAGUUGA
This is a messenger RNA of Macadamia integrifolia, 1314 nucleotides long. RefSeq names its product MDIS1-interacting receptor like kinase 2-like. Gene Ontology annotation, biological process: protein phosphorylation. NCBI's taxonomy places the organism in Eukaryota, Viridiplantae, Streptophyta, Magnoliopsida, Proteales, Proteaceae. The record is from RefSeq and is a predicted model, not a curated record. Gene Ontology annotation, molecular function: ATP binding; protein kinase activity. The coding region runs from base 1 to 1314 and encodes 437 amino acids. The transcript is spliced from 5 exons.